Alosa alosa (allis shad) is the source of this 3228-nucleotide messenger RNA. It is a transcript of the gene gpr171, whose product is annotated as G protein-coupled receptor 171. The transcript is spliced from 3 exons. Gene Ontology annotation, molecular function: G protein-coupled purinergic nucleotide receptor activity. The record is from RefSeq and is a predicted model, not a curated record. Gene Ontology annotation, cellular component: membrane. The coding region runs from base 1287 to 2270 and encodes 327 amino acids. Gene Ontology annotation, biological process: G protein-coupled receptor signaling pathway. Lineage: Eukaryota; Metazoa; Chordata; Actinopteri; Clupeiformes; Clupeidae.
ACUUCCUCACACACCCCUCCUCAGUUGUUAUUUGAAACCUCAUGCCCACAUACACAUGUAAAUACAGACAUGGAGCUGCUUUGUACACAGGCACACAGUACACACUUGAGGGUGGAAUGCAAUCAAACUUCAAAACUCACCCAAAAGCAGUAAACUAAUAUAGUUAUAUCAUGUAAGUUAUGACAACUGUUACUAUCAAAGAACUGAAAGUACAGCUAUUGCCAUGAACAUUUUGGGAUGGGGUUAUACAAUACUGUAAGAAAAAAAUACUGAAAAACAGAUAUUAAUCUUGCUUCCUCCUCUGUAUGUUUAGACACAGCAAUCAUAUGGUACAUGACAUCCUUGAUGGAACUAACACACACACACACACACACACAGAUUCUUGUGAUGAUAUUUAAGCUCUCAGAACAUGGGGAAUUUAGAUAUAGUGUCAUCUAUUACUGGAAAUGCCCACACAUUUAGAAAUGAGAUGAGUUGCAGUCAACACAGUGUUAUCAGUGAGGCCAACAGACUAGAGAGCAAACCACAAAGGCUAAAGUUGGCUGAAGUGUAUCAUCCCAAACACCCACAAAACAGGGGAAGUACUGAGCACAACAGCUGGGGGAGCGUGGAUUACACAAGGUUGGGGUUUUAUUUUUAUUUACUAUAUGUUCUGCAAAUGAGGAGGUGGACAGAGGAGGAAGGACUGGUGUAAAACUCUUCAGCUUCAUCAACCUCCAUGAAACAAGACUAGACAAAUGAAAUGAGAAAGUACUCCCCGAAAGCAGGAACUGAUAAGACAGAGUUCGACCGACAUACAUUUCAAAGGGGAGGGCUGUUUUUUUUUGUGGUUGCUAGUCUGACACAGAAUCUGGAAACUUGGGUUUCCGUAACGUCACUUCACUGCUGUGCAGAGUAGAGGAGGGACUUGGUUCUCUCUAGCGCUCCUUGCUUUGCUUUCUCUCUUUUUGUUGCUUCUUCUAGUUAUCACUCUGCCGCAGGAGAGUUGGCUGGGCUCUAGAGCUGAUCUGGACUCCUAGUCCUGUGGUCAAUGACUUGAGGAUUUGCACCUCAGUUUGUGGCUGUCUUGCUCAGAAGAGCAGUACAUGUGGGCAGAGAGUGAUUCAUCUUCAAAAGGACUGCAAUGCAUGAGGGGGAAACAAGAGAUUUGCACAAAACAGUUCACCACUUCCUGAGACCCAGUGACGUGUUAGACACCAACGUAUGUCAGUGUCGACAUCAGCUUAGUCAUCCCAACUUUCAGGACCUGAGGUUUGAGCUACUCGUCUUCACUUCACCAAUCAGCAAUGGCGUCCUCCUCCAACUCCAGCUGCGUGGUCAAUGACAACAUGGAGCCCUUUGCUGCCAUGUACAUUGUGAUCUUCCUGGUAGGGAUGGCUGGGAGUCUGGUGUCCCUCUGGGCCUUCAUCCGCGGCCGAGCCACCAAAAAGUGCAUGAGCGUCUAUCUCAUCAACCUGCUGACCUCCGACUUCCUGCUCAUGCUCGCCCUUCCGUUCAAGAUCGCCAAGGACCUGGGCGUGGACUCGGUGCCGUUCAGCGUCUUCCAGUGCCAGUGCAGUAGCGUGCUCAUCUACAUCAACAUGUACGCCUCCAUCACCUUCCUGGCCUUUGUGAGCAUGAACCGCUACCUGCAGAUCACCCAGAGCUCCCGUCUGCUCCACCUGCAGGAGCCGUGUUUCGCUGGCGUCAUGUCCGCCGUGGUCUGGCUCCUGGUGCUCUUCAUCAACGUGCCCAACAUGGCCAUCCCGAUCGAGGAGAAGCUCCCCGAAGCGCCCUUCGGCUGCGCCGACCUGAAGACCCAGCUCGGGAAGCACUGGCACCUCCUGUCUGUCUUCCUGGGCAUGGCCAUCUUCCUCAACGCCUCGGCCGCGCUGUUCCUCUCCAACGGCCUGGUGCUGAAGCAGCUCUGGGGCCGGCGUCACGCCGAGCCGGCCGAGCGCGCCAGCGUGCGCCAGGCCACCGUCAGCAUCGCCACGGUCACCGGGGCCUACGUGCUCUGCUUCGUGCCGUACCACGCCGUGCGCAUGCCCUACACCUUCACCCAGACCAACUUCAUCGAGGACUGCGAGCUCCAUCGCUCUCUCUUCCUUGCCAAGGAGUCCACGCUCUUGCUGGCCAUACUGCACCUGUGCUUCGACCCCGUCCUCUACUUCUACCUGUCCAGCUCGGUCAGGUUAAAAGUCACCGGGGUGCUCUCGAGCAUGAGGAGCCGCGCCGGGGACAAAGAGAUGGCACCUGCCCCUGAACUAGAGCAGAAGCUGGAGCCAUGAGAGAGAGAGAGAGAGAGAGAGAGAGAGAGAGAGAGAGGGAGAGAGAGAGAGAGAGAGAGGAAGAUGUGAUGAUAGCAUAUGUCUGUAAGAAAGGGUUUAUGGUUUGUGCUUUUGUGCUUUUACAUAACUUAACCCUAACCCUAACCAUCAAGAUGGCCAUAACGAAUGUCUGACGAGAGGGGAAAAAAGAGAAAUGACAAAAGUGUGUGUGUGUGCGAUAGAGAGAGAUAGCAAAAGAAGGAGUGUAUGCGCAUGUGUACGUGUGAGAGAUAAGGUAUGAUGGAGACAACAGGAAAGAAGACAAGUGGACAGAAAGAGACAAAAUCAGUGCAACGUGACUAUGAGACAUCAUGAAACCAGAAGAAACCUGUCAGACACGGUGGAAAGACCAUGUGGUCAGUCAGUAGAGUCUGACUGACCACAGGACUGGAAUUAGUAUCUAGAGAAAAAAAACUUCCCGUUUUCACACAACCAGUGCUAUUGUGCAGAGAUUGCCUUCACAGGCACCUGCAAGCUUACUUCAAAAUCAUCGGUGCAGACUGACUUAGUCUUUUUCAUCUUUGUGUGCUAGCAGUGCGCUUUCGAGUGUUCUAAUGUCACUUUAGAGUAUUUUUAUACUUUUUGAUGUAUUACUCAGAAAUAUUGUAAUUUAUUUUAUAAGAGUAUCAUAUUGUAAAUAGAAGUACGAAUCGAUACAAAUAUAAUAAAAUGCUGCAGCAAUAUUAUAAUUAUUUUGAUUACCGGUAACCUUGUGUACUGUGAUACUGCAUUGUAGGUCUAGACUACUUUUGAUACAUUUUAGUCAUACAUUUGAUGCAGUUAGGUUUUUUGUUGAUGGAGUUAUAACAGUCUACUUCUCCGUAUGUGAAGUUCUUUGAGUAAAGACUAUGGACCCUUUCAAGAGAGUUCCAUUAUCAGCAUCAUAGUUGGCCCCACAAGACUUCCUUUUUAACAUUCC